Molecule: messenger RNA, 1017 nt
Organism: Oncorhynchus keta (chum salmon)
Lineage: Eukaryota; Metazoa; Chordata; Actinopteri; Salmoniformes; Salmonidae
Product: transcriptional regulatory protein AlgP-like
Exons: 2
Coding region: 1-1017 (338 amino acids)
Source: RefSeq, a predicted model, not a curated record
AUGAGGCACCCUGCCACCCUGCCUGCCACCCUGCCUGCCACCCAGCCUUCCACCCUGCCUGCCACCCUGCCUACCACCCUGCCUGCCACCCUGCCUACCACCAUGCCUGCCACCCAGCCUUCCACCCUGCCUGCCACCCUGCCUGCCACCCAGCCUGCCACCCAUCCUUCCACCCAGCCUGCCACCCUGCCACCCAGCCUUCCACCCAGCCUGCCACCCUGCCUGCCACCCAGCCUGCCACUCUGCCUUCCACCCUGCCUGCCACCCACCCAGCCUGCCACCCUGCCUACCACCCAGUCUGCCACCCUGCCUGCCAUCCAGCCUUCCACCCUGCCUGCAACCCUGCCUGCCACCCUGCCUGCCACCCAGCCUGCCACCCUGCCUGCCACCCAGCCUGCCACCCUGCCAGCCACCCAGCCUGCCACCCAGCCUUCCACCCAGCCUUCCACCCUGCCUGCCACCCUGCCUGCCACCCAGCCUGCCACCCAGCCUUCCACCCAGCCUGCCACCCUGCCUGCCACCCAGCCUGCCACCCAGCCUUCCACCCAGCCUUCCACCCUGCCUGCCACCCAGCCUGCCACCCUGCCUGCCACCCUGCCUGCCACCCAGCCUGCCACCCAGCCUGCCACCCAGCCUCCUGCCACCCAGCCUGCCACCCAGCCUGCCACCCAGCUUGCCACCCUGCCUGCCACCCUGCCUGCCAUCCAGCCUGCCACCCUGCCUGCCACCCAGCCUUCCACCCUGCCUGCCACCCAGCCUGCCACCCUGCCUGCCACCCAGCCUGCCACCCAGCCUGCCACCCAGCUUGCCGCCCAGCUUGCCACCCUGCCUGCCACCCUGCCUGCCACCCUUUCUGCCACCCUGCCUUCCACCCAGCCUUCCACCCUGCCUGCCACCCUGCCUGCCACCCAGCCUGCCACCCUGCCUUCAACCCUGCCUGCCACCCAGCUUGCCACCCUGCCUGCCACCCUGCCUGCCACCCUUUCUGCCACCCAGCCUGCCACCCAGCCUGUUUGA